AUGCCUGGGAGCGAGGAAUUCACUCUCAUUCUUUGGAUUAAUUUCACCUUCUGUUAUUGUAUUCAAGUAGCUCAUGGAAGCUCCGUUGAGACCGUUCAUAGCGUCGACCCAGUCGAGAGACUUGGUCAAGUCGCGAACAUGGCGAACAUGAAGGCGAGCUUCUCGAAUCGUGUAAGGCUCUUCGACAACUUUGAGGAGUACGUUGUCGGUAAGACCUUCAAUGGAGCGAAGUUCAGCAAAGUGAUCGAGUGGAACUCCGUUAAACUGAAGACUGAAGCACGUUCUCUGGCAACAAUCUUCCCGAUCGGUGAUGUAGCCGCGAAGAUCAUUCACCAGUUCUCCGAGACUCAACUGAAGCUCGAAAACCUUAGAGCCAGGAACAUCGAUUUUGACUGUCACAUUCGCAUCAGCGAUUUUCUCCUCGGCGAUAAUAUCGUCAUGUGA
Oikopleura dioica is the source of this 444-nucleotide messenger RNA. The record is from the annotation of a GenBank genome assembly. NCBI's taxonomy places the organism in Eukaryota, Metazoa, Chordata, Appendicularia, Copelata, Oikopleuridae.